UCGGGUGCAUGCUCUAGUGGAAUGCUUGUUAAAGCAAUCUGUUCUUUUCGGUCCAUUAUUGAGAAAGAGAAAGGGGCGGCGACAGAGGAACAGACAUGGCUUCUAAAGACAUAACUGCCUCUUGUUUCGUCAGUGUGAGCAGGGAUUUUACAGAGAGUAUCAGGAAGAUCAUUGACAAAUCCUCCAUCAAGUUUAUACGUGGCAUCAAGCUCGACACUAAGAAUGGAAAAUCAGAGGACAGGAUCCUGGUUCUCGCAACAUGGAGACUUUAUCUCCUGGCACCCAAAGUUCCAUCAAAGAUAGAGGUAACUUUUAACUUCUUGGAGAUUCGAGCCAUGAACAGUCACCCGGAGAAUCAGAUUGUCAUAGACACGGACAAGUCUUCUUAUUCCCUGAGGCUUCAGUCACAUGACCACCUCAGUCAUGUGGUCAGCCAUGUUAACUUUGCCCUGUCCAGAAUAUUCAAUAACUCAGUGUUCGCUCCCACCAUCUGUCAUUCAGACAGUGACCUUUCAGAGGGAAGCAGGAAGUAUUCGCCCAGCUCAGAGACAUCUGUGGAAACCCAGAGGGCCUGUGGAGGCUUCUCCGAGACCUAUGCUGCCCUGUGUGACUAUAAUGGAAUCAGCUGCAAGGAAGAAGUGCAGUGGGAUGUGGACACUAUUUAUCACUCCCAGGACAACAGAGAGUUUAAUCUGCUGGAUUUCAGCCACCUGGAGAGCAGGGACCUGGCGGUGAUCGUGGCCUCGAUGGCGUACAACACCUGGUUCACCAAACUGUACUGUAAGGACCUACGCAUAGGGUCAGAGGUCAGUGAGCAAGUUCUUCACACUCUCAGUAAGUCGUCCAGUCUGGAAGAGAUCACCCUGGAGAAUGCUGGUCUAAAAUCUGAUUUUCCUCAGAAGCUCUCAGCUGCGCUCUCCGAGAAUCCCGCGUCCGUCAUCCACUCUCUGAACUUGGCCCACAACACACUGGACAACCAAGGUAUGUCCAAACUCAUCCAGCAGGUGUGUUGUCUCAGCAAAGGACUGCGUCUCCUCAACCUCUCCAAGACCUCCCUCAACUCCAAAGGUGUGGUUUCUCUUUCUCAGGCUCUGUGCUCGAAUGAUGAGUAUUCCAACUCUCUGCUGCACCUGGACCUGAGCAAGAACCCUGGGGUCCUUUCAGGGGAGGAUGCCUCGAAUCUGUACCUUUUCCUCUCCCAGCCUAAUUGUCUGGUCCAUUUGGACCUGUCUGGCACUGACUGUUCUGUUGACUCGCUAUUUGGGGCUCUGCUGAGGGGAUGUUGUGCAGAUCUCUCCUACUUGAAUCUCUCCAAAAAUUCCUUCUCGCACAGGAAAGUGAAGGAGACCCUCCCACUGUUCCGGCAGUUCUUCGGUUCGGCCUUCAGUCUCACCCAUGUCAGUCUGGCCUCUAUGAAGCUGCCCCCUGAUGCCCUGAGGUCUCUAUUCAUAGGUCUGACCACGAACCCUCACAUCAAUGACCUUCACCUGGACAUCAGUGGAUGUGAGCUGAAAUCAGCAGGAGCUUCUGUGAUCCAGGAGCUGUUCCCCAGAGUUUCCUCCAUUGGCACCCUGGACAUCUCAGAUAAUGGGCUGGACGCCGACCUGAUCUCUGUCCUACCAGCUCUCUCCAGACACACGUCCCUGAAGCACCUGUACCUGGGCAAGAAUUUCAACAUCAAGAGCAGGGCUCUGGAUGAUGUCCUACAGAAGCUGGUCCAGCUCAUACAGGAGGAGGAGUGUGCCCUCCAGUCUCUCUCUCUGGCUGACUCUAGACUGCGCUCUCGGGGCACAGUGCUGGUGAACGCUCUGGGCAGCAACACCUGCCUGCGUAAAGUGGACCUGAGUGGGAACAGCCUGGAGGACAUCGGGGCCAAGAUGUUGAGCAAGGCCCUGCAGAUCAACACCACUCUCAGGAGUGUGACCUGGGAUCGGAACAACACCUCAGCUACAGGGUUCCUGGAUGUGGCUCGAGCCCUGGAACAUAACUUCACCUUGCAGUACAUGCCCCUCCCCCUCUGUGACAUCAACCAGGCGUACCGCACCGCUCCCGACAGGACAGAGCAGGCACUGACCAAGAUGCAGCGUGCUCUUCUGAGGAACAACCAGACCCAGCGGUUCUCUCAGAGACAGGCCCUACGGCUGCAUCAAGGUCUGGUCACCAGCACCGCCGAACAGGUGAUGGAGCGGCUGAGCGUGCGCGUGCAGCAGCAGGUGGCCGUGUUGCGCGGGGUGGGGGAGAUGGAGGAGAUCCAGGCCGCCAAACAAGUGCUGAAGGAGGCCAGGAACUCUCGGGCGUUGUACCCCUCUCUCUGUGAGCUGGCCCACGUGCUGUCAGUAGACGGACCAGUCAGGCAGAGAUUGGAUUCCCUGGCAGGAGAGCUGGCCAAGGCAGCAGACAAAGAACUCCAGGUGAUUGUGGACUCCAUGGUGUCUCUCUGUCGCGAGCUGUGCCCUCUGACUUCCGCUGCAGCCGAGAGCUUGAGUCCUCCGCUCUCGUCGGUGUCGGAGCGCGUCUCCAUCCCCCGCUCCGCCAUCCGGACGGCCCUGAUGGAGCGAGCAGCCCAGGACAUCCACCGAGCGCUGGAGGAGGUGAAGCUCUCGGUGGUCUCCUACCUCACCAACUCCAUUGUGGAUCAGAUCUUACAGGAGCUCUACGCCACUCACAAGACCUUGACACGGCAGGUGUCCCAGGUGAAGCGCUGGGAGGGAACGUGUGACGGCGGGACCGGUCGGAGGUCGCACAGACACCGAGAUUCCCUGGACAUCACAGACGAGGAGCUGGGCACCAGCAUAGACACAAUAGCCAUUAAGAAGCGUAGCUCUAGAACUAGACGGAUACGGCCUGUGUCCACCAGGCUGAGCUUGUGUGACGACUCCAGCUCUUCUCCUCCCCCAUCUGGUUCCUCCUCCUUCUCAGCCCUGUCUCGCUCUGCAUCCUGGGAGGGGCUGUCUGAGCUCCCUACCCAGGGCGCACCUCUCCACCACGUGACGCGGGUAAGGCCGAGACCCCCGCGAAGGCACCGGGUGGGACACGCCCCCUCUGACACACAUUGCACUGAAAAUGGAGCUGUCACCACACUUGACCAUGGACUCCCAGAUUUCUACACUAAACGGGUUCUCCCUGAUAGUCAGCUGUCCUCUCUCCAUAAAGCCCACUCUCUCAGGCGAAAGAAGAGACGCAAUGUGCUGGCCAUCUUUGGUUUCCGUAGGAACCGCAACUCAACAUUCUCCAAUCAGGGUCCAGAGUCUGUCGGAGACGGGUGUGGGGAGGAGUGUCGCACUGUUGCUACGGCGCCCACAGGGACAGCCACUGAGAAUGUCUACACGCUUCUGCAGCCCCCUCCACCCGUUGCCAGGGCCAACACUCCUGGUGAGGUGGCUGAUGGGAGGGGGGAGGAGAAGAGGAGGGAGGAGGCCGUGGGGGUGAGCCUUCAGCCAGGGCAGAGCCUGCCACCCCAGCCUGGCAUGCCCGGCAGCAGACAUCCCAUCUUCUCAACCAGCCAGUCAUCAGAGCUGGAGUCAGAACACGAGCCAGCUGCCCAGAAAGAGAGACGCUGGGGAGAGGACAGACAGGUGGACAGACCAGAGGACAGACAGGUGGACAGACAGGUGGACAGGCAGUGGACAGACGGGCAUCACCCAGACAGAGAAAGGACUUUAAUAAGACCGGCUGACAGACAUUCAGACAGACAGGCUGACAGACAUUCAGACAGACAUGCUGACAGACAUUCAGACAGACAGGCAGACCGACACUGGAUAGAAGACAGACUGUCAGACAAAACGUUGACUGAAGGCAGAACGGGCGAAAGACAGAUGGACCGGUAUUGGACGGAGAGCAGGAAUUCCGAUAGACACGUGGAGAGACAGUGGACAGUGGACAGACACACACAGAGGCAGAUAGACAGGCAGUUUGACCGAGACAGACAGUUUGAUCGAGACCGACAGCGUAUGGCGAGUCGUCAACAGACAGACAGAAUGUGGGCGGAGGGACGGCCGACCGACAUACAGUUAGACAGCCACUGGAUGGAGAGCAGGCAGUCAGCCAGACAGACGGACAGACCAGCUCAGGGACAACACCUAUCUCAGAGGCCACUGCCCCCAUACCCCUCCGACAGGACCCCGUCACCUAAGAGUGAGACGGACUCCCAGAAAAACAUGGAGGAAGCCACGGGCAGGCAAAAGUACUCGGACACGCUGAUGGACAGACAUCUGCGUUCAGACACUGCUGUGGGGCAGGUGGAGGGGUGGCGGGCUGGAGGAGGGGUGUCCACUGGAUGGGUUUCCACCAGCACGUCUAAACCAGACCCUCCUCCCCCGAGCAGCAAGCCCAGCCUGUCCAAACUGAGACAGAGACAUCUACAGGAGAGUUCCGGGGCCGAAGAGGAGGCAGAUGGAGAGAGGGAUGGUGCAAGAAUGGAAAAGAAAGAGAGAGGCAGAGAGGCAGAGGGACAGCCUCCUCCCAUUCCCGAAAAGCCAAAGACAUCCUAUGUGACGUCUCCUAAAGAGUACACUAAUGAAAGGCCGGCCCCGCCUCCUGCACCGUCUGCAUUCAGCAAGCCACUGCUGGGACUGGCAGACAGGGCUGUCAGUCAAGGUGAUGAAGUCGUAAGACCUCAGGCCCCAGUGAAACCCCAGAGGAACAGGAAGGCUAUCUCCUGCGACACGGGCACUGACAGGGAAAGCCCUAAUAAUCUUGAGAAGCCCACAAAUCGCAACCCCCCUGUGAAAAAACCUAGACUACCCCAGAACCGAAACAAAUCCUUGGACUAUCCUGGUAUCUGUUUUUCUCUCUCUGUCUCUCUUUCCUUAUGUGUUUUUGUGUGUGUGUGUGUGUGUGUGUGUUUCAGACUAAACAACGCAACGUUUUCAAUCCCCACUUUGGUCGGAAUGUCAUUUAAACAUAACUCCACAGUUGUUAAUGAUCACUGUGGUUAAUGAUGUUUUAUUAGAUUCAUCAGUUAUGUCUCUCAUCCUGUGCUCUUGCAGACAGCGUCAACUCAGCGCCUGGUAACAGCGAGCUGCUGUGACUGCCAUGGAAUUCACCUGCCUCAGACCAACCAGCCAGAAGGUUGUCAUGACAACUGGGCAGCAUUCUGUCCAAUGUGGAAGAGGAGAAAGAUGUGAGAAUCUAUACUCUGGAGAGAGGGGACAGAUAGAGAUGGAGGGGGAGGGGAAGGUAAAUGGCUGAGUGCAAUAUGACACGGACAUUGCAGAGCAUUAAUAACCUACCACUCAAUUAUUGGGACACGCUCAUCCUGCUUCUGCUCUUUGUCCCUCACUGUCUGCUUCUCAGUGGAAACCUACUGAACUGUUUUGGAGCUUUUCGAAUGGAAUUUGCCACUUUUGAAAAUUGAGUUGAUUGUUGUAUGCACUUAAAACACUGUCAUGCUUAUAUUGCUAAGGGGCCAACACUGGAGAAUUUUUUGUAUCAUCAUGGAGAGUUCAACUUUAUUUUGUAUUAUUACUGUUCAUGAGAACUAAGCUGUGUGGCUAAGCUGGACUAAAGAAAGGAAUAAUGUAUUUAUUAGAAUGCUAUUUCCAAAUCCGCAAUGCAUUUUGACCGCUGUGAACCUUGAUUGCCAUGGUUGAAACUUGAAAAUGAGUUGUCGCUUAUUAAUUUAAACUUGGUUAUUUAUAUCUAGUUCUGCUUUCAUGGACAGGUAAUAUAUUUUAUAGAAAACUGAAAUAAAAAUGAUGUAUGAUUAUGCUGUAUGACUGAAUUAAAAUG
Molecule: messenger RNA, 5730 nt
Organism: Esox lucius (northern pike)
Lineage: Eukaryota; Metazoa; Chordata; Actinopteri; Esociformes; Esocidae
Product: capping protein, Arp2/3 and myosin-I linker protein 3
Exons: 39
Coding region: 96-4937 (1613 amino acids)
Biological process (GO): regulation of Arp2/3 complex-mediated actin nucleation; cell migration
Cellular component (GO): plasma membrane; lamellipodium
Molecular function (GO): protein binding
Source: RefSeq, a predicted model, not a curated record